Rhipicephalus sanguineus (brown dog tick) is the source of this 691-nucleotide messenger RNA. RefSeq lists its product as uncharacterized. The transcript is spliced from 6 exons. The coding region runs from base 183 to 617 and encodes 144 amino acids. Lineage: Eukaryota; Metazoa; Arthropoda; Arachnida; Ixodida; Ixodidae. The record is from RefSeq and is a predicted model, not a curated record.
AAGGCGGGUUCCGCUACAACACGAGGACACCAGCGUCAUCUAGCUGAUGACCCGGCGAUGCAUGCCGGUAGUAUAUAAGACAACGCGUCAGUUCCACUCCGACACGUCUGAAUUUUUUGCAACUGGAUACGCCGCGCUCGUGUUGAUAUUGUCUACUAGUUAAACGUAAGCCCAGCUCUACGAUGAAGACGGGUUUCGUGCUGUGCCUUUGCAUCGGCUUCGUGUGCCUUGUAGCCGCCGAUGAGGCUGAAGAUGUGGCAAAGCUCAUAGAGGAGACUAUUCGAGAAAACGCUGGCAGUGACGCCCUGGCUGAGAAAAUCUUGGCAAGAGUCAAGAUUCUUCAAGAUUGCGCCGCCGAGCAUAAGGAGGAGGGCAUCGAACUGCUAAAAAAGUACACUGUGCCGAUAACGAAGGAAGGAACGCAGUGCGCCGCAACGAAAUCUGGAAUUGCAGACGCUGCCGAAAGAGACAUCGCUGAGCACCAGUGCUUCAGGGAGGCUUCGAAACGCUUCAAGGAAUCAACACCCCCGACUGAAAAAGAAAACGCCACCUACGAAGCCAUGAAGGCUUGCUUUCUUCCAAAGCUGGCAGCAUUGGAAGCAUCUUCGGCCGCCUGAUGAACAGCAGCAGCCCACGAGCCUUCGCCUCGUCAGUUGCUUGAGCUGUUCUACAGAAUUAAAGAAUAAAAAUG